UUUAGCAACUAAUUACAGCAACCUGAUUGAAAUUCUUUUAGCACAGAUAAUCCUUUUCAAUAGGAGGAAGAGUGGGGAAGCGCAAAGAAUCAAAAUUGAAGAUCUGGAGAAUGGCCUUCGAAACAAUUCUUUAGAUGAGGACAUUAAGAAAAGCCUAUCAAGUUUUGAACAAGAACUCUGCUCAACCCAUAAAAGAAUUGAAAUCAAAGGAAAAAGGGGGAAGAAAGGUACCUGUGAUUUUGACAGAUGAAAUGCAGAAACACCUCUCCACAGUUUUACAAAUUAGAGAUGAGCUGGGAAUCAAAUCACCUCUCAUAUUUAUCAAGCCACAGUCAUCCUGUCCCGUAAGGGGAAGUGAUUGUCUACGAAAAUUGUCAAAGGCCUGUAGAGCUAAAUGCCCAGAAACUCUUACUUCCACAAAGUUAAGAAAGCACUUAGCAACAAUGACUCAAAUUUUAGGACUCUCGGAAACAAAUCUGGAUGUAUUGGCUAAAUUUAUGGGACACGAUAUCAGAAUACAUCGCCAAUUCUAUCGACUACCAGAAAAUACUGUAGAACUUGCAAAAGUCACUAAAAUAAUGCACCUUAUUAACACUGGGAAUAUGUCCAAAUACAAAGGCAAAGAUUUUGAUGACAUAGAAUUUAGCCAGACAGAUGAAGUUCAUGAAGAUGAAUUGGAUGCCGAGGAGGAGGAAGAUUUCUGUGAAAUGCCAGCUACAUCUGGACAAUAUACAUCAGAGCACGAGCAUUUUGAUCGGAAUGAACAGGGUGACGAAGAACAUGACUAUGACAUGGAGAAUAUCAAAAGGAAGAAAAAGACAGUUGAAAGACAUGUAUGGACAGCCGAGGAGAAGAGGGCGUUAGAGAAGCAGUUCAGUUCGUUCAUUAGAAGAAACAAAACUCCAGGUCAAAUAGAUUGUUUGAAUGUUCAACAAAAAGAGCCAUCCUUGAAAAAAUUUCACUGGAGUAAAAUGAAAUUUGCUGUGAAAAAUAUGAUUUCUUCUAAGAAGAGAAAACAGGAAUCAUAG
Molecule: messenger RNA, 1028 nt
Organism: Magallana angulata
Lineage: Eukaryota; Metazoa; Mollusca; Bivalvia; Ostreida; Ostreidae
Exons: 4
Coding region: 135-1028 (297 amino acids)
Biological process (GO): DNA recombination; DNA integration
Molecular function (GO): DNA binding
Source: RefSeq, a predicted model, not a curated record